GUUGAUGAGCCAGUGCUUCUCUCUGCAGCAGCAGGUGCACCACACAGAAGCGCCAAGAGUGGUACAUCGACUCCGAAAAACCUAUAUGUCGAGGCUGUCUGCCAGUCACUCAUCCAGAUCCGUUGAAUGUGACUUCAAUAGGCGACGAGGCAUCCGGACUUGUCUGGCGCGCUACGUAGCGUAAGAUGGAUUCGAGGGGCCCUCCCGAGGGGGCCCCUGCCGAGUCCUUCGAGAUAUCCUGUAUCGACAAGGGGGCUGACAUCUCAGUGAAUUGGCCUACUGAUCACGCUUUCGCUUCGUCGAUGUGCGAGCAACCGAAAAAGCUCAACAACAGACUUUUGUUUUUGACCGUGGAAUAUGUGGAGGAUCAGAACCGUUUGUUUCCCGCGUAUGAGCACAUCUCCUUCUCUCCGAGACCACCCUCUCCCCUGUCUGAAUUCGAGCAUCGGGUCAGUCCACUGGAUCCAAAUAUGAGCUCAGCUGCCAGAUAUUCUCCCACGCCUGUUCAGCUGCCUCCUUCCCCCUUCCCGAAUCCCGUUGUUGUGCUCCAAGGUCCUUCCUCUCCCUUGAUAUCUCAGCCCGAACCAAACAUCAGGACGAACAUCAAUUACGCGACCCAGUUGGCUCAUCCGAUUGACGGUCAGACUGUACCUCAAACAGACACAACCACAGACUUUGUUGGCAAUGGGAACGAGGAGGGAUUGGUGUCCGGCAACGAACUGAUUUUAAUGCAGGAAACUACACCCGAAUUGGAGUCUUCGGCAACUCCAUUGAUGCUGACGGGGAUCCCAAGCACAGAUUUUACUCUGACCAGGGAUUUUCUGGUGAUGCAAGAUGAUCAAAUAAACGUUAUCAAUACGUUCAAGAAUCAAAACAUAGAGAUGGAGGAUAAUCCUGUUAACAUGUUGUCUGUGACGGAAGAUACGAAUAAAGAGAACAAUAAUCUUGUUAUGGCAGAGUAUGACAAAGAGGAUCAACAAGAUGGCAAGACAUCGCCAUCCGAUGAGAAAAAGAAAGUGAUUGAAAAGAAAGAAGUGAGGAAAUCCAAACGACGUUUGACAGAUAAAAACGAUUUAUGGUGCGACGAAUACGACGGCAAUUGCGCCAAAGAUGACGGUAAUUUAAACGACGUGUGCACAAUCGCAGAUCAACCGGUACCUUCGCGUGCCGUAGCAACACUGCCAGGAUCGUAUCUCUCGUUAAACAAACUAUCCACCUCGAACGACGACGUGAUCUUCGGGGUUUUUGCGAAGCGCAAUAUUCGUCGGCGCACGCAGUUCGGUCCGAUAGAAGGCGUACUUUGUCCUUACGACGGUUCGUCCUUCGAGAACGCUUUGCCGCUGCUCUACGAAACUGAGAGCGGCGAAUUUCUGAAAGUAGAUGUUUCCAACGAAAACACAUCAAAUUGGAUGCGUUUCGUUCGACCCGCACUGACGUACAAAGAACAAAAUUUAAUCAUUUGCCAGCAGAAGGACGGAAUAGUGUUUUUGACUAAUAGAAAUAUUUCAGCGAAGGAAGAAUUGAAGGCGGGUCCUGGUCCAAGCUACGCAAAUCGUAGGAAUUUGCCGAUACUUAAACCAGACGCCAAGGAUGAGAAAGAAGUUGCUAAUCAAAUUUCUUCGUGGUCGCGCUUUGACGGCAACUCUUACAAUCGGCGCAUAAACAUGCUCCGCGGCAGAAACAUCAAAGAAAAAGAGAACUCGCAGAAGAACAAGUGCGGCAAAGAGUGGAAAUGCUCUGUGUGCAAUCUGAUUUUCAAAAAGCUGUCCUUGCUCAAUCUGCACGCAAUCGCUCACUCAUCGUCUAACAAUACCAAAAUCGAGAAUCAAACGUCCACGUGUCCACAAUGCAGAGUAACGUUCGAGAAACCGAGCGAGUUGGUGAGUCACGUGUCGCAACACGGACGAUCGGCCUCAACGAAGACGAAGAAGCUGACGUCCUUGAGCUCGUACAAAUGUUCACUGUGCUACAAGCGUUUCGCCACGCCGAUGCGAUUGCAACAGCACUGCCUGGUGCACAGUCCCGAGGACCAAAAACCACUGCCGUGCAACAUCUGCAUGAAACGAUUUAUGAACAACUCGGCGUUAACCGGUCACCUGAAAACGCACAGAGGAAACGAGCAGGCGUUUGAGUGUCCGAUGUGCAAACAGGUAUUUCGUCAGGGCAUAAUGCUGAAAAAUCACGUUGAGACACACAGGAAUCAGGAUGGUAUAUUCAGCUGUCCCCACUGCCAACGAACGUUCAUCAAGUAUUCGGUUAUUCGCAAGCAUAUACGGGCUUAUCACUCCGAGAGAAAACACAAGUGCCAACAUUGCGCGAAAUGUUUCCCGACCGUUGACAAAUUGCGCAUGCAUUUGCUGAAACAUUCCGACCACAGAGAAUUCCAUUGCGCGGACUGCGGCAAGCAGUUUAAGAGAAAAGAUAAAUUAAAAGAACACAUGACUAAACUACAUCAGUCGAAGGCAAUUAACGGAGAACAGAUGACUCAGACGAAGAAAUUUGUGCCACAGGUAAACCCGAACGAUUACAAUCGCUUUAUUUACAAAUGCCAUCAAUGUCUGGUGGGUUUCAAGCGAAGAGGGAUGCUGGUGAAUCAUCUGGCGAAGCGGCAUCCCGAAGUCGCGCCGGAAUCCGUACCCGAAUUAAACUUACCGAUUCUGCGACAAACCAGAGACUAUUACUGCCAAUAUUGCGACAAGGUCUAUAAAAGUAGCAGCAAGCGUAAGGCACAUAUCAUGAAGAAUCAUCCCGGCGCGGCUCUACCGGCUAGCAAUCGGCAGAAGGAAUCGGAAUUCCUGGGUCUGCCGAAUCCUACGUUCAGCCAGACAGUGGGCAGCAUCACGACCGUUCCCCAUGGCUGUCAGUGGUGUCACAAGCAAUAUGCCAGCAAGGCGAAACUGCUGCAACAUCAACGUAAGAAGCACGCCCACUUGAUGGAACCGAAGGAUCAGAUACCGCGAUCGCGGAACCGACCGCCGCAGAAUCAAAAUCAACCGCCGGCGUUGAACAUGAAGAACCUCGUGGUGUCCGACUACAUUCCUGGAUGCGAUGUCAACGAGGAUUUUCUCAAGCAGAAAGUAAUCAAAAUAUCGGACGACGUCGAUCUUGUGCCCAAUGGCGGCCUGGAGAUGAUGGUCGGUCAACAGUUUGUGCGUAUGCGGGACAUACGCUGAGGAGAAGCGCGGCAUCCCCGACACGGGGGAUGAGCGUCACUUAAUUUAUCGAGAUAUGAAUCUCGCGACCUUUGUACGCAGCCGAGAUAGGCUGUGGUUUUUUGCUGUCGUUACACUCAAAUUGGAGCGACGUCGCGCCCCCUGGACGAGAGGCGGCGAGGUCAGUCGCUUGAGAAACAUUUGAGAAUACGCGGCUUUGUCGGCGCCGGAGUGCGAAACACUCGGCGCCAUUUUGUUGGUUGUAUAUUAGUCGAUCGACAACGACAACGGUCAUCGAUAAUAACAAAAAAAUAGCGACUCUUUGGCGAGGAGAUUUGUUCGAAGCGGAGGCCGCAAUUUUUAAGAACACUUUGUCCGAGUCUCGAAACGAAAAAAAAAAAAAAAA
Molecule: messenger RNA, 3558 nt
Organism: Pseudomyrmex gracilis
Lineage: Eukaryota; Metazoa; Arthropoda; Insecta; Hymenoptera; Formicidae
Product: PR domain zinc finger protein 10-like
Exons: 12
Coding region: 186-3173 (995 amino acids)
Cellular component (GO): nucleus
Source: RefSeq, a predicted model, not a curated record